Messenger RNA from Rattus norvegicus (Norway rat), 2257 nucleotides. It is a transcript of the gene Rras2, whose product is annotated as RAS related 2. The transcript has 6 exons. Gene Ontology annotation, cellular component: membrane; plasma membrane. Gene Ontology annotation, biological process: signal transduction; Ras protein signal transduction. The record is from RefSeq and is marked provisional. NCBI's taxonomy places the organism in Eukaryota, Metazoa, Chordata, Mammalia, Rodentia, Muridae. Gene Ontology annotation, molecular function: GTPase activity; GTP binding. Bases 264 to 878 code for a protein of 204 amino acids.
GCGGUGCUAGAGGCUGCGUUCGGCUGCGCUGCAGAGCCGCGAAGAGGAUCGCGCUCCCUGGCCGCUGCGUCCUCUGCCCUGGAGCCUUCUCGGCUCUCCUGCGUCUCGGGCAACUCCCAACCAGUCCCGGGGAUAGCGCUCCGCGGCCCUCCAGGCCACUCGCGGGCCCCGCGCGCUCUACCGCCUGUAACCCAGCCGGCCGCACUCGUCCCCGGAGCCGGGCCUAGGGCGCGCGGCGGCCGGGCUGGGCUCGGGGCGUCCCGAUGGCCGCGGCCGGCUGGCGCGACGGCUCCGGCCAGGAGAAGUACCGGCUCGUGGUGGUCGGCGGUGGCGGCGUGGGCAAGUCGGCGCUCACCAUCCAGUUCAUCCAGUCCUACUUUGUGACGGACUAUGAUCCAACCAUCGAAGACUCAUACACAAAACAGUGUGUGAUCGAUGAUCGAGCGGCCCGGCUGGACAUUUUGGAUACAGCCGGACAAGAGGAGUUUGGAGCCAUGAGAGAGCAGUACAUGAGGACAGGCGAGGGCUUCCUGUUGGUCUUCUCAGUUACAGAUAGAGGCAGUUUUGAAGAAAUCUAUAAGUUUCAAAGACAGAUUCUCAGAGUAAAGGAUCGUGAUGAGUUUCCCAUGAUUUUAAUUGGCAAUAAAGCAGACCUGGACCAUCAGAGACAGGUAACGCAGGAAGAAGGGCAGCAGUUAGCGCGGCAGCUCAAGGUCACGUAUAUGGAGGCGUCGGCAAAGAUCAGGAUGAAUGUAGAUCAAGCUUUCCACGAACUUGUCCGAGUUAUCAGGAAGUUUCAAGAACAAGAAUGUCCUCCUUCACCAGAACCAACCCGGAAAGAAAAAGACAAGAAAGGCUGCCAUUGUGUCAUUUUCUAAAGAGUCCCUUAAGGUUUAGCUAACAACUGCCAGGGAAGCCCUCAUCUCUGCUACCGUUUACAUCAUCCGGUACCUUUGUAGCCUUAGACCGAUGAUCACCGUGUUAGCCUUACACCAAGAAGCUGGCUAAUCCUUUAUGUGAAGCUAAUGUAACGGUCUUUCCCAGACUUGUGUACAGGAAACACUAAGGCUGCUUCAGACUCCUUUAGAACACACGUCUACACACACGAUGCAGUCUGUAAGGGCUUUUAGUAGAGGUGAACAGGUUUGGAGCCCGAGCUGUUUGCUAAGCUGAAGUCAUAGGUUGUGAAGUAAUUUUUAACUUCUGGAAUCAUGUUGCCUACUGUUACUCUAAAUAGAAAUAUAGGAAGGUUUUUUUUUUUUAAAUGUGAAUUUUUGCCUAUCUUUAAAACUUUGGAUGUCAACUUUCAUUAACCUUAAAUACACUGAAUGGAAUCUACAGAAGUGAGACAUCUCAGAACUUUCCUGAUGCUACGGCUUUUGUUUUUCCAGUGGCCAGAAUACCAAAAUGCCUGUUGUAUUUAUGGAUUAAAAACUGCUGAUUGAGCUAUUGUUAUUCUGCCUCCUUCAAGAUGACAGUAUUCUCUGUGGCCAAGUGUUUGGACUGGUUCUGCACUUAGAUGUUUCAGUGAACUUGAUUUCUUUUCACAGCCGUGGUAAGGGUAAGAGUGAAUGGUUCUUGUCUGUCUUCCUGUUCAAAUAUUCCUGGGUAAGGGAUUAAAAAAGAAAACCCACACAAGCUAAAGCUGUUUUCGUUUGAUGUAAUAUAAAAUAUGGAAUCGAUCUUCCCAAAGUCAGAGAUGAUUAAUGUUUUUGCUAUAUACUUUUAUACGUUAUUUUCUUAUCAAACUAGUUAACAAGUAUUUUUAUAUGUUUGUAAGCGAAUAUGCUUUCACAGCGCACCUUGUGUAUAUGUAAAGAUGAGUAUUUAAGUCUCACUGUUCACCGUUAGCUGACAAAGAGAACGUGGAAGCCACGGCGACCAUGGCUUUUGCUUGCUGGCUUGGUCCUUGUUCUAUCCACUGGUGGCCAGUAAUCAGAAACCCUUCCCAACAGAACGCAACAGGAUGAGACUGUGAAGUCACGUUCAAUGUCCCCGCUAGAUAUUGACUGUUAUAGCAAGUAUUACAUGUAAAACCUCUACUUGACAAUUAGUGUAACUGUGGAUGGCUUCUGGUUUUGUUUUUAACUCUGUGGAUUGUGUUUAAGCAAUUCAAAGUGUUUUCCUGGUCUUGAGACUCUCAGUGGUAUUGCACAGUGCUCACUUUACUGAAUGUGUACAACAGCCCCAUGACGUUUAUAAAGUGGACCCUUGUAUAGCUUCAGGUGCUAGAAUUAAAGUUGAUCUGUUAUCACCA